This is a messenger RNA of Podarcis muralis (Common wall lizard), 6285 nucleotides long. RefSeq names its product SH3 domain binding protein 4 (gene SH3BP4). The record is from RefSeq and is a predicted model, not a curated record. Lineage: Eukaryota; Metazoa; Chordata; Lepidosauria; Squamata; Lacertidae. Gene Ontology annotation, molecular function: protein binding. Gene Ontology annotation, cellular component: cytoplasm.
CGUCCCCCUUCCACGCCCGGCCCCUCCAGUGACAUCAGCGAGGAGGUCCCUGCGCGGACGUCGAGGGGACGCCGAGGCGCUCGCUCGCUCGCCAGCCUCGCCUCCUGCUCGGCUCCAUUCCCGGCGCUGGAGCGCUGCCCUCCUUGCUGGCCCCGGGGCGGGCGGCUCGACGGCCAGCGGAGGAGAUUUGUCUCAAGUUGUAAAAAAACCACCCCCCAAAAAACAAACAGCACCCUAAACGCACUUGUAGCUUAAAGCUUCUGAAGAAAAAUGGCACAACUCUUGUAGAGAAGAUGGCCCACUAGAUUCUCAGGGAAGGGCACAAAUCUCAAGAUGGCGGCCCAGAGGAUUCGUGCUGCCAAUGCCAGCGGGCUCCCCCGGUGCAGAUCUGAGGGGACACUGAUUGACCUGAGUGAAGAAUUUUCUGAAACCAGCUUCAGUUCUGUCAAAGUGCCUUCUCCUAGUGCCUUGAUGAUAGACAAUCCUACGUCAUUUGGAAAUGCAAAGGAAGUUGUAGCAAUUAAAGACUACUGCCCCAACAAUUUCACCACCUUGAAGUUCUCCAAGGGUGACCACCUUUAUGUCUUAGAUACUUCAGGAGGUGAGUGGUGGUAUGCUCACAAUACCACAGAGAUGGGCUAUAUCCCGUCCUCCUACGUUCAGCCUGUAAACUACCGGAACUCUUCAUUAACGGACAGUGGAAUGAUAGACCAUCUGCUGGAAAGCUCCGAUGAGGGAGCCAAAGAGCUGGACCUGCUUGGAGACUGGACAGAUUUAAACCUGAGCUUAGCCAAAAACAACCCUUUUAUGAAUAACAUGCAGACUAACCCUUUUCUGAAUGGGAAUUUGCAGAUAAUGCCUGAUAGGAACAAGGAUUGCUCCCACCAAACCACUGUGGAUUUGUUGCUGUUUGACACAGGGGCGCCCACCUUUACAGGGUCAAGUUCUGCAACUGACAGCAGUCUAGGUAACCAUCUUGAUGAGGGUCCAUCAAUGAAUGGAUUUGAGUUUGAGCAGCCAAGCAGGCGGGACAAUCCUUUUUUCAGAAGCAAGCGCUCCUACAGUUUAUCAGAGCUCUCUGUACUCCAGGCAAAGUCAGAAAACCCAGAAUCCUCAGGCUUCUUCACAGGGUUGAAAUCUCCUACCCCAGAGGAAUUCCAGAGCAGAGAAGACUUCAGAGCUGCAUGGCUGAACCAUCGAAAAUUAGCAAGGUCUUGCCAUGACCUGGAUCUGCUGGGCCAGAACCCUGGUUGGGGUCAGACACAACCUGUGGAGACCAACAUUGUUUGCAAGCUAGAUAGUUCUGGGGGAGCAGUUCAGCUUCCAGAUACAAAUAUCAACAUGCGUCUUCCGGAAGGGCACGUGGGUGCUGGCGACACUCAACAAAUCUCCAUGAAGGCUCUUUUGGACCCUCCUCUUGAGCUCAACAGUGACAAAUGCAGCACCAUCAGCCCUGUGCUAGAGAUUAAGCUGAGCAACAUGGAAACCAAAACCCCCCUCCUGCUGGAGAUGAAAAUUUCAGCGGAAGUGAAGAAUGACCCAGUGAGCAAGAGUUUGGUGGGAGUGCAGUGCCUGCGCAGCGACAUGAAGGACGGUCCAUACACACCGGUGCGACUUGGCUGUUGCUAUGGAGACAGCAUCCAGGUUCAGCUGGAAAACCUGGAGCCUUGCAUGUACAUAGCCAUUGUGGCCCAGGGACAGAACAUUCCAUAUCCUUACACUGUCUGGGAUUACAUUAGUAAAAAAAUCACAGUUGGAGUCUAUGGGCCAAAGCACAUACACCCUUCUUUUAAAACUGUGGUGGCCAUCUUUGGACAUGAUUGUGCCCCCAAGACUCUGCUGGUGAAUGAAGUUACACGUCAUGCACAUUGUACAUCGGCAGUGGCGCUGCAGUUGUGGGGGAAGCACCAGUUCACCUUAGCGAGGCCGCAAGACCUAAAGCUGUGCAUGUUUUCAAACAUGACUAACUAUGAGGUAAGAGCCAGCGAGCAGGCAAAAAUCGUGAGGGGCUUCCAGAUGAAACUGGGCAAAGUCAGCCGCCUCAUAUUCCCCAUCAUGUCACAUGAUCCCAACGAACUGUAUGACUUCACCCUGAGAAUACAAGUCAAGGAUGCUAAGGAUGCCAUAUUGACUCAGUUCUGUGUUCAAACACCACAGCCUCCUCCCAAAAGUGCUAUCAGGUCAAGUGGGCAGCGAAGGUUCCUGAAAAAAAAUGAAGUGGGGAAAAUAAUCCUGUCUCCUCUUGCAACCACCAGCAAAUACCCUGUCUUCCAGGAUCGGAUAGUGGCAAGCUUAAAAUAUGGGAAACUACUGAAAACUGUAGUGCGGCAAAACAAAAACCAUUAUCUCUUGGAAUAUAAGAAAGGGGAUGCCAUAGCCUUGCUAAGUGAGGAGAAAAUCAAGUUGAAAGGUCAGCUCUGGACAAAGGAAUGGUACAUUGGUUACUAUCAGGGUAAAAUUGGCCUUGUCCAUACCAAAAAUGUUUUAGUUGUUGGGAAAGCCAAGCCGAAUUAUUUCUCUGGGCCCGAGCUCACCACCAGUAUGUUGCUGGAGCAAAUCCUGCGGCCUUGUAAGUUUCUCACCUAUAUCUAUGCUUCAGUAAGGACUUUGCUCAUGGAAAACAUUAGCAGCUGGCGUGCGUUUGCAGAUGCUCUGGGAUACAGCAACUUGCCACUUGUUUUCUUCUGUCGAGCGGAGCUGGACAGUGAGCCAGAAUGUGUGGCUUCUGUGUUGGAGAAAUUGAAAGAAGACUGUAAUAAUUCCGACAGUAAGGAUAGGAAGUCUUUCCAGAAGGAACUGAUGUCAGCCUUGCUGAAAAUGGACUGCCAGGGCUUGGUUGUGAGGCUAAUUCAGGAUUUUGUGCUUCUGACUACGGCUGUGGAAGUGGCCCAGCGCUGGAGAGAGCUUGCUGAGAAACUGGCCAAGGUCUCCAAGCAACAGAUGGAUGCUUAUGAAGCCCCCCAUCGAGACAAGAACGGAGCUGUGGAUAGUGAGGCAAUGUGGAAACCAGCGUAUGACUUUAUGCUCACAUGGAGCAAUCAGAUGGGAGACAGUUAUCGCGAUGUGACACAAGAGCUGCACAUUGGCCUUGACAAGAUGAAAAAUCCCAUCACAAAACGCUGGAAGCAUCUCACUGGAACACUAAUUUUAGUCAACUCCCUGGAGAUUUUGAGGGCAUCUGCCUUCAGCCCACAAGACCAUGAUGAUUAUGCUAUAUGAAGGGGAGCCCGAACUUCUCGAUGCUUCUUAUUUGUAUGUUUUUAACUAAAACACAGUGGGAAGACACUUCUGCAAAGCCAAAGUUUUGAGCAAUAGUUUCUGUGCUCAGACUGCAAACUUCUUACUGUUGCCGCUCCCUGGUGCAGAAGACACUCAAGACUCUUGUUUUCUAUGCUCUGUGGUUGAAAGCUUUUCUUAAUUUGUAACAUUUAAAAUGGAACUUUUUUAGGCAUUUGCAGAUAUCAGCCUUGAAAGUUGAAAUUACUUUGGAGAGCUACCAUUUCUGUGUAACAUGAAACACAUUUUUGCCCCCUUUAAAACUAUCAUUCCUCAAUGAGUCAUUGAUAUGCAUUAAAAUGAAGCACAGUCAGGCAUCUUGCAAGCAUUUGCAAUUUCUAAUGUGCCGCUCUGAAAACAGUUUAUACAUUAGUGUGCUAACACGCCCCCCCCCAUCCAGUGAUCCUAUCGGUCUUAUAAAUGACUCUCCAUGGUUCGCUUUUAUGUACACCUUUUCGUAAGGAAGAAAAAGCACACUUCCUCCCCCACCCCCACUGAAGUGAUUUUGUUACCUAAAAUUUAGGACUAUGUGCUAGUGCUCAAGCUGCUUCAGAUCCAUGAUUAGAAAUAACUAGAAACAAUUUCAGAUUAUAGGACCGAUCCAUCCCCUUUCACAUUUUAGAAAAUUGUAAUGGAUACCAUUUAUGGUCAAAUAGCAUUUCACAGGUCUCUAACAGUAGUGUCUUGACCAUCUCUGCUGGCAGGUGACUGUCACCAGAAGUUUACAUUGUAUUAUUUUAAAUGCAGAAACAAGUAUUCGAUAGUGGUUGUAAGUGUGCCAUUGUUUAAGCUGAAGUUUUAGGAUUAGUUCUUUCGAGGGUCAUUGCCUGUGUUGAGGCUGCACCACUUGAAGCUCACAUGACCGAAUGUGUCUCUAUUCCACACAUUCUCUGGAUGCAGAAAACUGACUCCUCAAAGGGAAGCCUAUAAUCCGCUCCCCCUCCCCAAAACACAUAGAGCAGCCGUCUGCAACCUCCAAAGGUUCUGGAGCUCCAUCAGCCUUAGUGCGCAUAGGGAUGAUGGCAGUAUAGCCUCAAACAUCUGGAGGACCACAAGUUGUGAAGAGCAACUUACCAUGUGAGGCCCUGCGUGCAGUCUGAAGUAUUUUCAGCCUAGACACAUUUUCCACCUUAAGUAAGAACUAGACCUACCUCUGAUCAGGUGCCUAGUUGGUCACUCAGAAAUGCUUGACUUGACAGCACUCUCUCAUUGUGUUCCCAAGGGUAUUCUGUUCAUUUAUUAGCCCUUAGGUCACUGGGAUUCACCUUAUGUGCUGUAUGAGCAUUCAAGAGCUGAAAUGACAUCACCUCUGUGAUGUCAUGUACCGUAUAACGCUAUAGAAAGAAGUCUAGUUGUACAACUUUCAAAUGAAGGUUUUUGUGAAGCCCUUUAAGUCUACCUCUUGAUUCCAAAAUACUUCAUGUGGGAAACGUUUUCAUUUUUUCUAGUGUGUGCAUUGGUUUUUUGCACAAGAGAUUUUCAUAACACAUUUACUAAAUUUCCCAAGACACUGUUCAAAUGUUGAAUAUUAAAGGGAACGUGAUCACUAUUAGUAAUGUUUUAAACCUGUUUUCCCAUUUUAGAAACAUGUCACAGCUUUGUUCUUUGGAACAAGCUGACCUUUUAAGCAACUUGGGUUAUACAACACAACUUUCCUAUCAACAGUUCCAGAAUUUGAAGAAAGCAUGCUCCAAGCUUGUUGGAAAGGUGUUCCUAUUGUUUGCGUACAUGUUUAAUUAGUGAGGAAAGUGCUUGUCAUUUAUUUGCUUUCUUAGCCGGCUCCUUUUAAAUGUCCUCCCUAUGUACUUUCCUACUCUGUCUAAUGAAAAGCACCUUAAACUUGGGGUUUUGUUGCAAGAGAUUGAAGCAGAUUCCUAUGCAAGUGUUCACAUAACAUGUUUGAAGUUGGUUAGGCUAGUGGUAUUAUCCCGUGCUCAUGGAAGUCAUUUUUCCAAAGCAUGCCUGUUUUUCUCUCUUGACAAAACCAGAAUCUGCACAUGAUCCUGAGUAGCAUGUUUGAGUGUAGGGAAGGAAAAACAAUCCCCCUUGUAUGAAAUAUGAUGCAAGAUGGCAAGCCACAGCAGUUAAGGGUAAAAUAUUUUUAAUUGGCCUGGGGGGUGGGGCUUCUCUUUCAUUGUGAUAUUUUUCAGAAAUAAAACAAGUCCAUGGAAUGGUUAGUCUCUCUCUAGAUACACGGAAACCUGAGGGGAAUAUUAUUGCACAUGAUAGUCUAGGCUCCCCUCAGAUGGAUGGGGCUGUGAGAAUGCAGGUCUGCUCCUGUGUAUAAAUGUUCUCACUGUAUGUGCGCAAUCACUGAGGUAAUGAUAAUGUGUCCAAGGUAGCCUUAUUCUGCACCUGCCUCUGUGCCAGACGUGAAACUUUCAUCCGUGAUACUUGGUUACAGUGAUUGUGGACUCUACAGAUUCAGUCACAGAGUUAGUUUGUACUUCUGUGUCUUGUAAGAGCAGAAUCGAGCUGCAGCAAUGAGAUUUUAAUCAAUUUUAACAGUGGGAGUUUAAAGCUGGCUAUUGGGGGAGAUUUCAUUUCCAUAAAUUGGAUGAAAUAUUCCAUGAGAUAUUUUUUUUUGGGGGGGGGAGGCAGGGAAAUGGUCUGGUUUGCCUUUUUCUGCCAUUUUUAUCAAACUACCUCAGGUCCUACACACUUUUUCAUGUUUUGACUUAAAGUCUAAAAGCUCCCCUGGAUGAUUACUACACACCACCGACACUACACUAUGGAGAACUAUCAAAUCACAACAGCAGCUUUUCUAGAUUAGUUUGAUGCAAUUGCUGCAUGACUGAUUUUCUGUUUUGACUCAAAAAAAGUCAGGUCCUAGCACAUAGUUGGAGUGGUUUGUAUGUUCAGCCAAAUGCCUUUCACUCAAAGUAUGUCCUUACAUUGUAAGCUUGCUUUGGAUUUUACAUUAAUACACUGUACAAGUAGUUUGUUGUACAUUUUUUAAAAUAAAAAAAACUUGUCAAAACUACAAUUAAAGCAGAUAUUUGAACACUG